GUUAGAAUCCUCCACUCCAUUGUCCUCCUUUCACUUGCCUAUUGCUACGCUGCUACCAUAGUCAUCURAUGAUGCCUAMACGUGCUGCAGGUUUGAGCAAGGUAACUGCAGUGGAUCGACGGUGUGGAAUAUACUKCGGCCUGCCCUAUCGAAAUAAAGACAACUUCCGGUUGUCCACUCUUAGACGAAGUAUGGCGUUGGAGAUCGGCAGGCGCAUUCCGGAGAUACUCAGGGUGGAGCUCGACCCGGACAUCUUUCUUCCAUGGCCUACGGCGGGUCCGACUUUGAUUAGGAUCAUUAAGCCGAAGAUUUGGGAGGCCCAGAGGAGCUCUGCGCACCCUGCUAUACCUAUGGACAACUUCGCAAUGGCGGACGUCUUGAUGGCACAACCACAGAUCACAACUGUUGCGGGGAUAGUCCUCUCGGUGGAAUACAAGGAUGUGGUGAUUGGGGAGAUACGGUGUUCCAGAACCAGGUUGGAGGAGGGGAGCAUCUGCUGUGACACUAGGCUAAGGGGUGUUUCAGGGGAGGAUGCGUUCCCAGGAGAGCGGAGUGGGCUGCUUUGGUCGGCAAUGAGAACGGCUAUGUGUGAGAUUGCCUCCUCAGUCGCUGCUACCUUGGAUCAUCGUGAGGACGCAGGAGGGGACUGCUUCUAUGGAUUCGGCGGCCUGUUCGGCCCGGAUGCAGACUACUGGGCAACGAUUGCAAGGACUAAAGAUGCCCUGAUGGCGGAACCAAGGUCACCGGGACCUCGCACCGAGGAUGCGUUCGUACUGUCUGGCUCCAACAUAGCGGGUAUCGCCGAAAACGCAAGCAACGGCUCGGAGCAGGAUGGCGAGGGAGGCCAACGAGGGAUGGAGGCACACCACGACGGCUUUGGAUUCAGGCGUAGGGUGGAAGGAGAGGGAUAUAUCAGGAUCAGCUCUUUGAGCAAUGGUAGAAUCAGAUAUGGAUGGACAAAGGAGGGGACAACCGAGACUAAUGAUAGGACAUUUGGGCCUGAGAAGCUUAUUGAGAUGAAUCAGUGGUUGACAGACAGGAACUACAUCCAGUUUGGCGGAAGGGUCUGGAGGCAAAAGAAUGGGAUCCCGAUGGGAUUACCUUGUUCGCCCAUCUGGUGCAACCUUUAUUUCUUCCGAUAUGAAUUCGAAUGUAUGAUGAGGUUGAUCGAAACGGGGAACAAGCACCUGGCCACGUUAUUCUCACACACAUUUAGGUACAUGGAUGACUUGAACUCCCUGAAUAACACCUGUAUUCGUGAAUUCCUUAUGGAUGGCCACCCGCACAACGCAGAUGACCCAAUCUGGUUAUACCCGCCUGAACUUAUUGAGAUCAAGGAGCUCAGCACUAACGACAAGGUGGGUUUGAGCAAGGUAACUGCAGUGGAUCGACGGUGUGGAAUAUACUKCGGCCUGCCCUAUCGAAAUAAAGACAACUUCCGGUUGUCCACUCUUAGACGAAGUAUGGCGUUGGAGAUCGGCAGGCGCAUUCCGGAGAUACUCAGGGUGGAGCUCGACCCGGACAUCUUUCUUCCAUGGCCUACGGCGGGUCCGACUUUGAUUAGGAUCAUUAAGCCGAAGAUUUGGGAGGCCCAGAGGAGCUCUGCGCACCCUGCUAUACCUAUGGACAACUUCGCAAUGGCGGACGUCUUGAUGGCACAACCACAGAUCACAACUGUUGCGGGGAUAGUCCUCUCGGUGGAAUACAAGGAUGUGGUGAUUGGGGAGAUACGGUGUUCCAGAACCAGGUUGGAGGAGGGGAGCAUCUGCUGUGACACUAGGCUAAGGGGUGUUUCAGGGGAGGAUGCGUUCCCAGGAGAGCGGAGUGGGCUGCUUUGGUCGGCAAUGAGAACGGCUAUGUGUGAGAUUGCCUCCUCAGUCGCUGCUACCUUGGAUCAUGGUGAGGACGCAGGAGGGGACUGCUUCUAUGGAUUCGGCGGCCUGUUCGGCCCAGAUGCGGACUACUGGGCAACGAUUGCAAGGACUAAAGAUGCCCUGAUGGCGGAACCAAGGUCACCGGGACCUCACACCGAGGAUGCGUUCGUACUGUCUGGCUCUAACAUAGCGGGUAUCGCCGAAAACGCAAGCAAUGGCUCGGAGCAGGAUGGCGAGGGAGGCCAACCAGGGAUGGAGGCGCACCACGGCGGUCUUGCUUGAUCUAGUGGCAGUUACCAUAGGAGAUAGCCGGUGUACCCCCUCC
Chara braunii is the source of this 2199-nucleotide messenger RNA. Lineage: Eukaryota; Viridiplantae; Streptophyta; Charophyceae; Charales; Characeae. The record is from the annotation of a GenBank genome assembly.